GCCCACCAUGCUCUUCUUAUUCUUUCUUCUACUAUUACUCUUCUAUCCAUCAUGUUUCCCGGCAAGAACAACACCGUCGUCAACAACCACCAUAAAUGGCAUCCACAACUCCACCUGGCACGACUUUGAAAAAUUCAUCGAUGCUAGCAAAGGGCCCCACUAUUCUGGCAUGUCUGAGCUCAAGAAAUACAUGCAACGUUUCGGAUACCUUAAAGUAUCCGAAACUACCUUUAGUGACAAAUUUGAUGACAAAUUUGAGCUUUCAGUUACCAGAUACCAGCGGAAACUAGGUCUUCCUGUUACCGGAAAACUUGACUCGGAAACAAUCUCUCAAAUGACAUCACCGAGAUGUGGCGUGCGUGAUGUGCCACCAAAAAUGAAUUUGCAUGCAAUACAACAUUAUAAUUACUUCAAAGACAAGCCAAGAUGGUCACGUGACUUACCAACAACUCUCACGUAUGCUUUUUCCCCAAACUAUAUCAUUUCAAAUUUGAAAAUUUCUGACAUAAAAGCCGUCUUUCGACGUGCUUUUUCACGGUGGUCAGCAGUGAUUCCCGUGAACUUCACGGAAGCUGAAGACUACGGGUUCUCGGACAUCAAGAUAGGAUUUUAUAAUGGUGAUCAUGACGAUGGAGAACCAUUUGAUGGUGUUCUUGGUGUUUUAGCACACGGGUUUUCACCCGAAAGUGGGAAACUCCACCUUGAUGCGGCGGAAACAUGGGCAGUCGAUUUCGAAUCAGAGAAAUCAGGGGUAGCUGUCGAUUUGGAAUCCGUUGCAACUCAUGAAAUCGGUCAUGUUUUAGGACUAGCUCAUAGUUUUGUGAAAGAAUCUGUCAUGUAUCCGAGUUUGAAACCUAGAGAGAAAAAACUGGAUUUGAAGGUUGAUGAUAUUGAAGGAAUUCAACAACUUUAUGGAUCAAACCCAAAUUUUAAUAUCGAAGCUUUGUCUCAGCCUGAUACUUCUUCGAAUCAUGGUGUUGAUUCGAAGAUCCAGCUCAGAUCCUCAUCAAGCUGGAUCAUCGCCCUACUAGCGAUGCUUUUGAUCAAUCAUUAAUUUGUGUAACUCGUGAAAGGCAUGAGUUACAAAAUGAUCGAUUGCAUAAAUACGUACAAUAGCAUAUAUGAAGUAGACGUAUAGCAAGAUUUUGUACAUAAAUUAAAGUUUGACUAAAACAUACUACUAAUUGAAUCUCUCAAAAUCAAUUAAGUUGUAAUGAA
This is a messenger RNA of Erigeron canadensis, 1218 nucleotides long. RefSeq names its product metalloendoproteinase 1-MMP-like. The coding region runs from base 8 to 1054 and encodes 348 amino acids. NCBI's taxonomy places the organism in Eukaryota, Viridiplantae, Streptophyta, Magnoliopsida, Asterales, Asteraceae. The transcript has a single exon. The record is from RefSeq and is a predicted model, not a curated record. Gene Ontology annotation, biological process: proteolysis; collagen catabolic process; extracellular matrix organization. Gene Ontology annotation, molecular function: zinc ion binding; metalloendopeptidase activity. Gene Ontology annotation, cellular component: extracellular matrix.